This is a messenger RNA of Staurois parvus, 1776 nucleotides long. The record is from the annotation of a GenBank genome assembly. Lineage: Eukaryota; Metazoa; Chordata; Amphibia; Anura; Ranidae.
AUGGCGGAUGUGGGCACCAUGUGCGAUCCGAAACGCAGCUGCUCAGUGAUAGAGGACGAUGGUCUGCCAUCCGCCUUCACAACAGCACAUGAGCUGGGUCACGUCUUCAAUAUGCCACAUGACAAUGUCAAAGCCUGUGAGGAGGUGUUUGGAAAACUCAAAGAGAAUCACAUGAUGUCACCCACAUUGAUCCAGAUUGACCGAGCCAAACCCUGGUCAGGGUGCAGUGCCGCCAUCAUCACCGACUUCUUAGACAGCGGGCAUGGUGAAUGUCUCCUGGAUGAGCCAGCAAAGCCUAUCACAGUUCCUGAUGAGCUCCCUGGAGUGCGUUACAGCCUUAGCCGACAGUGCGAACUGGCAUUUGGCCUGGGCUCCAAGCCUUGCCCUUACAUGCAGUAUUGUACCAAGCUGUGGUGUACAGGCAGAGCCCGGGGGCAGCUGGUGUGCCAGACCCGCCACUUUCCCUGGGCUGAUGGUACCAGCUGUGGUGAGGGACGGUUUUGCCUGAAUGGAGAGUGUGUGGAGAAGCACAACACUAACCGAUAUAAGGUGGAUGGGUCCUGGGGGAAGUGGAGCCCAUAUGGGCAUUGCUCCCGGACUUGUGGUGGAGGUGUUCAGCUGGCAAAAAGAGAAUGUAACAACCCAGAACCAUCCCACGGAGGGGCCUUCUGUGAGGGUCUACGGGUCAAAUACAGAUCCUGCUUAUUAAAUCCCUGUCCUGAUACAGUUUCAGGUAAAGGCUUCCGGGAGGAACAGUGUGAAGCUUUCAAUGGUUACAACCACAGCACCAAUCGACUGACAUCCACAGUAGGCUGGGUCCCCAAAUACUCCGGAGUGUCUCCAAGAGACAAGUGCAAGCUGAUCUGCAGAGCCAAUGGCACCGGCUACUUCUACGUCCUGUCACCAAAGGUAGUAGAUGGGACGGUAUGUGCACCGGACUCCACAUCCGUCUGUGUACAGGGAAAGUGUAUUAAAGCCGGCUGUGAUGGGCAGCUAGGCUCCAAGAAGAAAUUCGACAAAUGCCGAGUGUGCGGUGGGGACAAUAAAAGCUGCAAGAAGGUGUCCGGACUCUUCACUAAACCCAUACACGGUUACAACUUUGUGGUCACUGUUCCGGCUGGUGCCAGCAACCUGGAUGUGAGACAACGUGGUUAUAAAGGCCUAAUCAGUGAUGACAACUACUUAGCAGUGAAGAACUCCCAAGGUCGCUACAUGCUGAAUGGGAAUUACAUUGUGUCUGCAGUGGAGCGUGACAUUCCGAUUCGUGGCAGCCUGCUGAAGUACAGCGGUACAGGGACUGCAGUGGAGGCCUUACAAGCAAUCAACAUCAUACAAGAGCCAUUGACCAUAGAGGUAUUAUGUGUUGGCAAAAUGACCCCUCCACGUCUCCGGUACACCUUCUAUAUCCCUAGAGAAAAGAAAGACAAUUCUGCUGGACAAAUAAUAAGUAACAGCCUGGCUGCUCUGCCCCCUCCUCCUCCGCGACCCAAACCACAGUCUCAGUGGUCGACCGGCAACUGGGGAGAAUGUUCUGUCACCUGUGGCAAUGGGCAGCAGACUCGAAUCGUGGAAUGUCGUGACCCCUGGGAACAUCUGACAUCUGAUUGCCCGGCCUCUCUGCGGCCACCAGUGGUAAGGACCUGUGGUGACCCAUGCCCCAUGUGGGAGGCUGGAGGAGUGGACAAGCUGUUCAAAGAUCUGCGGCAGGGGGUUCAAGAGACGGCAGCUGAGGUGCAGUGCAGGUGGGGGAGUAACUUUACCCAGAGAGCACUGUAA